Oryzias latipes (Japanese medaka) is the source of this 2638-nucleotide messenger RNA. It is a transcript of the gene tec, whose product is annotated as tec protein tyrosine kinase. The record is from RefSeq and is a predicted model, not a curated record. Gene Ontology annotation, biological process: intracellular signal transduction; protein phosphorylation. Gene Ontology annotation, molecular function: ATP binding; protein tyrosine kinase activity; protein binding. Lineage: Eukaryota; Metazoa; Chordata; Actinopteri; Beloniformes; Adrianichthyidae.
CGCUGCCUGCCUGUUGCUAGGGAAGUUUUACUUUUUCCCCUCUUCGUGUUUGUCUUUUGGCCGUGAAAGGUUUCUCUUUUCAAAGAGAGCUGGAAUCUGGAUCUAAACUGGACGGCGGAUAGCUCCAUUAUUGCUCAGGGUUAUUGGCUUCUGCACUAACAGUCCCGCCCACAACUCAGAGUCACGACAGCAGGACCAAAGGAGUUCCUGAGUUCCUCCAGGAGAUGGCAGCACAGACCUCACACAGAACCUCCAGCCGUCAUUCCUUUUUUUGAUGUCCUCCAGGAGAUCUGAGAAGGAUGGUCGACCCUGAGCCGUCUGCAGUAAGAUCAGGCCUGUCCUGUGGAAUAACGACUUCGACGGAUGGGCAGGCGCUGUGGAUGGAUCCAGAAUGAGUGUUGAGCCGAUUCUGGAGGAGAGGCUGAUCAAGCGUUCACAGCAGAAGAAAAUAACUUCACCUCUCAACUACAAGGAACGGCUGUUCGUCCUCACCAAGAACAAGCUGACGUACUACGACGGCAAGCCGGAGAAGAAGUUCAAAAAAGGCUCGAUCGAGCUCAGCCGCAUCCGAUGCGUUGAAAUCGUCAAGAACGGAGGUGGGACCAUCCCCUGCCAGAACAAGUACCCCUUCCAGAUCGUGUACGACACCAACACCCUGUAUGUGUUCGCCCCGAGUCAGUCCAGCAGGAGCAUCUGGGUCCAGAGCCUGAAAGACGAGAUCAAGGACAACCAGGUGGUUCUGGUGAAGUUUCACCCCCUGUUCUGGCUGGACGGGGCGUGGCUCUGCUGUCGUCAGGUGGAAAAACAGGCCCUGGGCUGCGAGGAGUACAACCUGUUUGGAGACAUUACAAGGAAGCCUCUUCCUCCACUUCCUGUAAAGCGCCAGCCCCCUCCCCCUGUGCCCAUUUCCGAUGACGGUGAAGAUGAAGAUGUGGACGAGGACGAUGAUGAUGAAGAGGAGGUGGUGGUAGCGCUGUAUGACUUUCCGGCGACCGAGCCACAUGACCUACGUCUGAUAAAAGGUGACGAGUACAUCAUCGUGGAGAGGUCCGACGCCAACUGGUUCAAGGCGCGCAACCACUACGGUGAGGAAGGCUACAUUCCAAGUAACUAUGUCACAGAGAAGAUAUCUGGAAACCUGGUGCAGUAUGGCUGGUACAGUAAACAGGUGAACAGGAACAAGGCAGAGGAGCUGCUGAGGAACGAGGACAAAGCGGGAGCCUUCAUGGUGAGAGACUCCAGCACCCCGGGAACCUACACGGUGUCUGUGUACACCAAGGCCCCCGCAGGAGACGGCGGCGGAGCCAUCAAGCAUUACCACAUUAAGAAGACGGAGGCUUCACCCCCCCAGUUUUACCUGGCUGAGAAGCACCUGUUUUACUCCAUCCCGGAGCUGAUCGAGUACCACAAACACAACGCAGCAGGUCUGGUGACCAGGCUGCGAUAUCCGGUCGGGAAACCGGACAAAUCUGCUCCGUCCACGGCCGGCUUCAGUUACGAAAUGUGGGAGAUCAACCCGAGCGAGCUGACCUUCAUGAAGGAGCUGGGCUGCGGUCAGUUCGGACAGGUGCGGCUGGGGAAGUGGCGGGCUCAGCACAAAGUGGCCAUCAAGUUCAUCAGGGAGGGGGCCAUGUCUGAGGAGGACUUCAUCGAGGAGGCCAAGAUCAUGAUGAAACUGUCCCACCCCAAGCUGGUGCAGCUGUACGGCGUGUGCAGCCAGCAGAAGCCCAUCUACAUCGUCACCGAGUUCAUGGAGCACGGCUCCCUGCUCCACUUCCUGCAGCGGGGGCGGGGUGGCUUCAGCCUGGGGUCCCUGCUGAGCAUCUCACUGGACGUGUGUGAGGGCAUGGAGUACCUGGAGGCCCACGGCUUCAUCCACAGAGACCUGGCUUCCAGGAACUGCCUGGUGAACGACUCCCUGGCGGUGAAGGUGUCAGACUUCGGCAUGACCCGGUUCGUGUUGGACGACCAGUACACCAGCUCGUCCGGCGCCAGGUUUCCAGUCAAGUGGUCACCGCCGGAAGUCUUCAACUUCUGCAAGUACAGCAGCAAGUCGGACGUGUGGUCCUAUGGUGUGUUGAUGUGGGAGGUGUUCACUGAGGGCCGCAUGCCGUUCGAUAACAACCUCAACCACGAGGUCGUUACCCUGGUAAUGCAGGGACACCGCCUCUACAAGCCCAAGUUGGCCACGCCCACCCUGUAUGAGAUCAUGCACCUCUGCUGGAAGGAGAGACCCGAGGACCGGCCCAGCUUCUCCAGACUCUGCGUCAUGCUCUCCGACACUCUGGAGGACGGCUGACCUCCUCCACGCUGCCUCUGGUGGCCACAUCACGCUGAUGCCAGCUUCAGUAGAACCGACCGAUGAAGAGGAGAAGUGAAGCAGCUGAUUUCCCGCCGAGAACUGCCAGCAGUUCAGGAAAACGUUGGAUCAGGAGGUCAGGCAGAACGGCUGACCCGGACGAGCCGCUCCAUCACAAGGUUCUGGUUCUGUUAAAGAGGAACAGAUGUGUAGAUUUUUGCUGAAGAUCCUCACAAAGUCUAGAUUUUUUUGAUGCUGUUGUUUUUCUCAAAGAUCAUGUUUUUUGAUGUUUUGUGUCAUUUUCACAACCUUCUAAUAAAGCAUUGAAAACUAAAAGCA